This is a messenger RNA of Brenthis ino (lesser marbled fritillary), 1023 nucleotides long. Lineage: Eukaryota; Metazoa; Arthropoda; Insecta; Lepidoptera; Nymphalidae. The record is from the annotation of a GenBank genome assembly.
AUGGACAACCCUCUCGCGUCGGCGCACUGGCUGCAGAACUUGGCGCUGCUGGCAAGUGGCAGCGGCGUGGGCGCGGUGGGCGGCGUGGGCUCGGUGGCGGGCGGGCUGUAUGGGCAGAACAUGGUGAUGGGCUCGUGGUGCGCGCCCUACGAUGCGCUGCAGCGUCCGCCUGCGUACGAUGGCGUGCUGGAGGUGUACGAGGAGGGGCGCGAGUGCGUGAACUGCGGCGCCAACAACACGCCGCUGUGGCGCCGCGACGCUACCGGCCACUACCUGUGCAACGCGUGCGGGCUCUACCACAAGAUCAACGGCGUCAACCGCCCGCUCGUCAAGCCGAGCAAACGGCUGUCGGCGGCGCGGCGCCACGGCCAGUGCUGCACCAACUGCGGGUCGCGCAACACCACGCUGUGGCGACGCAACAACGACGGCGAGCCCGUCUGCAACGCCUGCGGACUCUACUACAAGCUGCACGGCAUUAACAGACCGUUGGCGAUGAGAAAAGAUGGAAUACAGACGAGAAAACGAAAACCGAAGAAGUCUUCGAAUGGGGUGAAGCCUCCACAAGAAACUCCCAAGAAAGAUGGCCAAAACUCUCCUGGCAUAGACGAAACCAAGCCUAGUAUAGCCGAAGUGCCUCUACCAUUGACUGCGUCCAUGUCGGGCCACUCGAACAAGCCGGUGCGCGAGGGUCCCACGCCUUCCCCACACACGCACGCCCACGCGCACGCCCACGCCCACGCUCACGCGCACGCGCAGAACUCGCAGUACCCCGCGCUGGGCAUCCCCUCCACCCCCGCCUUCCUCUCCAACCCCUCGUUAUUCAACAUCAAGAGCGAACCGAACUCGGCCGCGAGCUACGAGGGCUACGGGACGCAUUCCAGCUCGAACGGCCCCUACCACUCGCAGCAACAUUACUUACACGCCUUGCAACAUUAUGGACUGAGCAAUGGCGAAGAAGAAGAGGGUAGCGGGUUCCUCCACCAGCGCAACGUGACCGCGCACGCCAAGCUCAUGGCCUCAACG